UCCUUCCUUCCUUCCUUCCUUCCGCAGUUAGAUUAUGCUAGAAGCAGAACCAACUUCUAUCGCCCGCCUACUCUCGACCACCGCGUGAACGCAGCCCGACGACUCGGCCAACAUGGCGGCGCUCGAAUACGACCGAAAUGGCAAAUGUGCCUUCUUUGUGGACAAAAAGAAACGUUUUUGUAAAAUGGUCGUCGCCAAAGGCCAUAAGUUUUGCGGAGAACACGCCAACAUGGACACGAACGUCUACGAAGAAGGCUGCUGCAGGAGAAUCGUCUGUCCACUCGACCCCAAACAUACGGUCAGCAAAGACAAUCUGUACAAACACUUGAGGAAGUGCAACUCUCGCGACAAAGCAAAGCCGGUUUACUAUGUGGAAAACAUCAACGCCGGCUCAGCCGACAACACAGAACACUCGCUCCAAGAGGCAACUUUGUGUGAGAGAAGCGCCACCCAAUUACAACACCUGCUGGACAAACUGGACUCUGCUUCGAGAGGUCUGCCAUGUGAGCCGGAAGAGCUCGUUAUGUCGCACGGUGUUCUCCAGGAGGUAAUCGAUAAUCCCAAGAAUGGCGAUUCCGCCUGCAAACACCUGAAGCAGCAGUCUUCCAUCUUGGGCCACCUGGAGGUGUUGGGGCUGCUGCGACGCGGCCACUGCUUUAUAGAGUUCGGGGCGGGGCGAGGGAAACUGUCGCACUGGAUCCUCCGGGCCCUGGAGGGCGACCGGCAAGAGCGCCUGCAGAUACUGCUGGUGGAGCGGAGCAGCACCCGAUUCAAGGUGGACGGUAAGCAUCGGGAGGGCGACGUGGAGUUUGCCAGGCUGCAGAUUGACAUUCAGCACCUGGACCUGAGUCAAAUCCCGCUGCCUAAACACGGGCUGCCGCUGGUCGCCGUCGGGAAGCAUUUAUGCGGCGCGGCCACAGAUCUGGCUCUCCGCUGUCUCUUCCAAAAACGGUUGGUGCAGGAAGCAGGCCGGCCCUCGAAAUGCGACCCGGCGGCGUGCGAUCCCAGUGGGGUCGCGGGCCUGGCGCUGGCGCUGUGCUGCCACCACCGCUGCGAGUGGCGUCACUACGUGGGACGGCGCUUCUUCUCAGAUCUGGGUUUGGGGCCCGCCGAAUUUUCGGGAUUCUGCCGCAUGUCCAGCUGGGCCACAUGCGGCUCACGAGCGUCGUGUCAGACGGCGGAAGUAGCGCCAGGGUGGCUGUCGCCGGCUGAGCGCGAGCGGAUUGGUCGCCGCUGCAAGCAUCUGCUGGACGCCGGCAGAAUGGAGUUCCUUCGCCGCCGAGGAUUCUGUGGACGGCUAACGCGUUACGUUGACACUCAGGUGACCCCGGAGAAUGUCCUGUUGACGGCCACGCCCCUCUCGCCUCCGUCUCCUCCCUCCUAAUUGGCCUCGUCAAGCGCUCUCUUGCGGGCCUCCUGGAUGUACGUCAGCAUGAACUCUCGUCCGAACAUCUCACGCUCCUCCUCGUCGACGGCGGCGGCCAUCUCCAGCGUCAGCGGGUUGUCCCGGAAGUUAACAAACCUUCACACAAGAACAGCCGAGGCCUCCCAUCACCGCUGGGCCCACACGCACGCCACGCAAAGCGUUGGACAAAAACAUUGCGUGUUUCCUCACUUGAUGAGCAAACUGAAUGAUCAGGAAGAGAAAAGUAAAGGAAUAUCGCGUUGACCAAAUGAUGGCCUUGCCCAAAGCAAUCGUUUACGAGGCAAACAAUUUGACCAAAACUUAAAGUUAGCGGUAGAGCGGGCGACUCCCAACCAGAAGGUCCGACCCUCAGCCACACGUGUCAAAGUGACACCGAAGCCCUGGCUGUCAUCGAAAGGUGGCUGAGGAAGCGGGGUCAAGACAAGUCCAGCCCAUUUAGCAUUUGACAACGUCAACAUUUUCACCACAUCUAAAUAUCAACGUGAUGUAAAACGUACUUCUUUGGUUGACUUACUUUAAGUCCAAACAAUAAACUGAGUGCUGCGUCA
Molecule: messenger RNA, 1974 nt
Organism: Syngnathus acus (greater pipefish)
Lineage: Eukaryota; Metazoa; Chordata; Actinopteri; Syngnathiformes; Syngnathidae
Gene: trmt13
Product: tRNA methyltransferase 13 homolog
Exons: 11
Coding region: 113-1384 (423 amino acids)
Biological process (GO): tRNA methylation
Source: RefSeq, a predicted model, not a curated record